AUGGCUGUCACCUCCUCGACCUCGAUGCCGCACGGCGCGCACCACCGGCGGGUGUGGUCGCUCAUCUGCUGCCGCAACCCCGCCACGCACUCGUUUUACGGCGACGACGCCGACACGGAGAGCAGCACGCGCGGCGAUGCGCGGCCGGCAGCAGCGGAAGCGGAGAAGCCGGCGGAACCGGCGCAGCAAGUGCGGGGAGACGUCGAUGGAACUUCGUUACUAUCACCGAAGGAAAUGGUGGAAGGUGCAGUUAGCGGGGGUGCGUCACGCGCUAAGUCGGCAGUAAGAGUUGGGACGUCAUGCGACACGCCGAUCGAUCAUGUAGCAGGAGCCGCGUCAUCAUCCGACCUGUCCAGUAGCGUAUCCACGUCAGCACCGCAUUCCGCGUUUAGCGCCGCGGGUUCCCCCUUUCGAGCAUCGUUAGGUUACAGAGAAUCUGCCGCAACAGUUGAUGCCACGCCUCCGCCGGAGAUUAUGGACAUGUGGAAGAACCUCGAAGCGCCGACAUCUCCUAAGAGCAGCUCCUCCGCGUCUCGUAAGAUGCGCGCCGCACAUUCCGCCGAGGCCUCGUUUCUUCCCUCGCACCGCGCGGCUGUGCGCGUGGAAGUUCCGCAUUCCCCGGCGAAUCUCUCGGACUCCGCCGUUUCGCCGACGAACUCCGACGCAAGCGUGCCAAGGACUCCGGGCGGCACUUAUUUGUCGUUUUCAAGCGCCCCCUCGCCCCGCACUUUGCAAUGCGCGUACUCGCUACAAACCGGCGCGCUUAUCAUCACGCCCAGCCCCUCCAAUUGGGCGGCUAUUGGCGGAAACGGCGGGGCGCGGGAGAGCGAGAGACCGCACACUUCGCCGGUGGGAACGCGGAAAACGGGGGUAAUUGUGGGGUGGGAGCAGGAGGCGCUGCGAUGGGAAGAGGCGGAGCAGCAGCGGUUGCGCAUGGAGGGGGAGGUGCGCGGAAUGGUUGCGCACCUCAUGGGGGAGCUGCGCGCGGUAAGGGGCGCGGCGCAACAGCUGGCGGAACCGGUUUGCGCGGAUGUGGCGGAAAGCUGCGGGGAGAAAGAAAUCGCGGGCGGCGGAGAGGGAAGAGCGGAAUGUGCGGGAGGCGCUGAAGAGUUGGCGGCGGUAUCGGCGGCAGCGCGUGCGGUUCGGCUGCUGGUGAAGAGCAGCGACGCGAAUCGCAGCAUCGUGGCGGCUGUGCCGGGCGCCAUCGGCGCGCUCGUGGAGGUGGCGGACGCGCUGCUGCUGGCGGAGAGCGCGCGGAUCCGGGGAGGUGAGGGGCGGAGAGCGCGGAGAGCAAGCGCGGCGGGCGAGGCGGAGAGUAGAAGCGAGCGCGAGGGAAGGAGCGAAGGGGAAAGGGCAGUGGAGGGGGCAGCGCGGGCUCUAGGUGGGGCGGAACGCGGAGAGGAGAGGUCGGGGACAGGAGGCGGGGAAAGCGCAGCAGCCUGCGGGGCGAUGGUGGCGGGUAAAGGGGAAGCGGAGGACGCUGAAACGGCGGAAUCGGCGGAGGCAGCAGAAGGGGAACGGCGAGAGGCGGUGGGCGCGAGCGUGCAGCAGGCGUGGACGCGGGAGGCGGUGGGUGCGGAGAGCGCGCGGAGGGAGAGCGCGCGGGAGGCGGUGGGGCACGCGGUGACAGCGCUGCUGAACCUGUCGCUGUCGCCCGCCACUCACGGCGCCCUGCUGGCGGAGGGCGCCGUGGACGCCCUCUCCCGCCUCGUGGCCCGCCCCUGCUGCCCUCAUGGUCAUGGCGGCACUGGUGAUGGCGGCACUGGUGGUGGCGGUAGUGGCGGUGGCAGCAGUGGUGCCAGCAGCACUGGUGGUGGUGAUGGAGAGGGGAGAAUGGGGGAUGGAGGGGCCUGCAUGGGAGAGGAGGGGGCGUGCAGGGGGGAUGAUGAGGGGACAGCGGGCUCAGGUGGAUUGCCAUCGGUGGUGUCACAGGAGGCACGGGAGAAUGCAGCAGCUGCUCUCUUCAUGCUCACCUCGUCGCCACUCCCACCCUCCCUCUCCUCUGCACACUCCACCUCUCUCUCCUCCUCCACCUCCUCUCUCACCGGCCCUUCCCUCUCCACCGCCCACCUUGCCCUCCUCUCCUCUUCCUUCCCCCAGCAAGAGCCAGCCCUCACUGGCAACCACCCCUCAAACCCCAACCCGACUGCUCCCGAUCCGCUCAGCACCGCUUUGAACCUCUUUGGAUGCGAUCCGGACGCAAUGCGGCGGCGGGUGGCAGCCACGGCAGGUGCAUUCGCCGGCCUGGUGCACAUGCUGCCGCCCUCGCCCGCCCGCUCCCUGCGCGGCCGCAAGGACGCCGCCCUCACGCUCUUCAACCUCUCCCUCUGCGCCGACCUCGUCCCCGCAAUCAUCGCGGCCGGCGCCGUUUGUCCUCUAGUGCGGAUGCUAGAGGAGGAGGAGGGGGGGAUGCGGCUGGGCCUGGAGGAGAAAGCAGUGGCAGUGCUGGCGAGGCUGGCGCAGGCCAAGGAGGGCAGCAGGCAGAUUCUUGCCGCCGGUGGUAUACCACCACUGGUGGAGCUGCUGGGGGCGAGCAGCACGGCUCUGGGGGCAUCUCCAUCCAUGGCUUCUCUGGCAGAGCUGAGUGCCGUGUCAGAGGAAGGGCCGGGUGGGGGAGGGGGAGGGACGGGAAAUGUGGGGAGUGGGGCAGGGGAGCAGCAGCGGUGGAGGAGGGUGCAGAAGGAUGUGGGGGCGGUGCUGGUGAGAGUGGUGGAGGAGGAGGGUGCACGGCAGGAGAUGCUGGAGGAGGGUGCGCUGCUGGUGCUGCGCAAGAUGAGGCACCGCGGGUCGUCGAGAGCUCGACUCACGGCUAACCAGUUGCUGGAUGCACUGCAAAGCAAGUCCACACAUUAG
This is a messenger RNA of Closterium sp. NIES-65, 2853 nucleotides long. The record is from the annotation of a GenBank genome assembly. NCBI's taxonomy places the organism in Eukaryota, Viridiplantae, Streptophyta, Zygnematophyceae, Desmidiales, Closteriaceae.